Rhinolophus ferrumequinum (greater horseshoe bat) is the source of this 3767-nucleotide messenger RNA. It is a transcript of the gene TOR1AIP1, whose product is annotated as torsin 1A interacting protein 1. The record is from RefSeq and is a predicted model, not a curated record. Bases 413 to 2164 code for a protein of 583 amino acids. Lineage: Eukaryota; Metazoa; Chordata; Mammalia; Chiroptera; Rhinolophidae. Gene Ontology annotation, cellular component: nuclear membrane. Gene Ontology annotation, biological process: nuclear membrane organization. The transcript has 10 exons. Gene Ontology annotation, molecular function: ATPase activator activity.
UGCGUGCGGGCAACAGUUGCCACGAGCAGCUGGGUUUAGGGCACGCAAUUUGCCAAGCCAGUUGUCCCUUCUCUGUCGUCCCCUCCCUCUCCCCCAAGGCCGAGGACAGCGACGCCCUCCUCCCUCUUCUCCUCCUCUUUGGUGCCUUCAGCCAAGAGGCGGGAGUGACCCCACGAGCAGCUGACCCAGCACAGGCACUGCCUCUCCCACAGCCCUCGGACACACCAUGGGCCCAGAGGCGGGAUUGCAACACAGCAGCGACGACGCAGGCGGCAGCCCCGGCGACUCUCAACUGCCUCCCUGACCAUUGCGACCACCGCCCAUCACCCGGAUAAGCCGUCGUCACCAACGGCAGGAGAUUCUAGAGUCGUCAAAGCCAUCUUCGCUAUCGACUCAAGCUACGUCAACAACUAUGGCGGGCGAGGGGCGGCGGGUGGAACGGGUGAUGGUAGGAUGGGGGAUAUACGUCACACCCAGGGCCCCCAUCCGGGAGGGAAGGCGACGGCUCGCCCCUCAAAAUGGCGGUAGCAGCGACGCGCCUGCGUACGGAACUCCUUCGCCGUCGCGCCACGGCCGGCGGGAAGUGAGGUUCUCCGAGGAGCCGCCAGAAGUGUACGGCGACUUCGAGCCUCGGGUGGCCAAAGAAAAGUCCCCGGUGAGAACCCGAAUCCGACUAGAAGAGUUCCGGCCUGAUUCUGCGAAAAAGGAAGUGAGAGAAAGCGCCUACUACCUUCGGUCUCGGCAGCGGAGGCAGCCGCGACUCCAAGAAGCCCGGGAGAUGAAGACGCGAAGUGCCGCUCGCCCCCAGCAGCAGCACUCACCGCAGUCUCCGCUACAGCCGUCACCGGUUUCCACCCGGAGAGGAUUACGGGACUCUCAUUCCUCUGAAGAGGAUGAACCAUCUUCGCAAACUGUUUUAAGCCAAACAGUCUCAAUGAAAACUACCAGGAGAGCACAAGAGACUCCAGUGAUGGGUGAAGAUCCUGUAAUCGGCCUGUGUAGACCCCCUCUAAGAAGUUCAAGAUCUGAAGCCACCAGUGUCCAACAGAAGGUCAACUUCUCUGAAGAAGGGGACACUGAAGAAGAUGACCAAGAUAACCCCAACAGUGAUGUUACUUCUGUUAAGGUCAGAUCCGGGGAUUCUGUUGAGUCUGAAGAUAAAAGCAGCAGAUCAAGUCAGUAUCCAGAAUCAUUUUGGCAGUCCUCACAAAGUCGAGACUUCACAGCUCUUGAUAAGCAACAUUCAGUGCUAAGCUCAGGAUAUCAAAAAAACCCCCAGGAAUGGGUUGAACAAACCGCAAGAAUAAGGAAUAGAAUGCCAAAUGACAGCAUUCAGAAAUCACAGCUUGGAAACCAGUUUCCAUCAACCUCCAGCCAACACGUGACCAGACAGCCCAAAAACCAGUCUAUUGUCAAGAUUAACUUGUUGUGGCUACUAGUUUUGAUAGCUUUUUUUGUCGGGAUAUGGUGGUACAUUCCUACUCCUGAGCGAGAAACCACUGCUGUUCAAGAGUUCCAGAACCAGAUGAAACAACUAAUGAAUAAAUACCAAGGUCAAGAUGAGAAGCUGUGGAAAAGGAGCCUCACAUUCCUGGAAAAGCAUCUUAAUACCUCCCAGCCUCGGCCUCAGCCUGCUAUCUUGCUGCUCACCGCUGCCCGCGACGCCGAAGAAGCACUCAAGUGUCUGAGUGAACAAAUUGCCGAUGCCUAUUCGUCCUUCCGUAGUGUCCGUGCCAUCCGGAUCGAUGGGACAGGCAAAGCUACUGAAGACAGUGAUGCCGUCAAGCUGGAGAUGGACCGGGAGCUGAGCGAUGGAUUCAGAAAUGGCCAGAACGCAGCCGUGGUGCACCGCUUCGAGUCCCUGCCUGCAGGCUCCACCUUGAUCUUCUAUAAGUACUGUGACCACGAAAAUGCCGCCUUCAAAGAUGUUGCCUUAGUCCUCACCGUCCUGUUGGAGGAAGAGACACUUGGAACCAGUCUAGGCCUAAAAGAGAUUGAAGAAAAAGUGAGGGAUUUCCUCAAAGUCAAAUUCACCAACUCGAACACACCCAACUCCUACAAACAUAUGGACCCAGACAAACUGAAUGGGCUCUGGAGCCGUAUUUCCCAUUUAGUCCUGCCCGUACAACCUGAAAAUGCCCUGAAAAGGGGCAUCUGCUUAUAAGGGGCGACAAAAGAAAAAAUCAUGUCUCACGUUCUGAGAAUCUUCCAGACUUUCUAACCAGAGACAGGAUGCUGAGCUCUUUUUGGAAGAGCUGGUUUCUUUUUAAAGAAUGUUAAGUUCUUACAUAAACAUGGAACAUCUAAAUCAUUCAUUCAAUCUAUUACCUGUAUUGGAGGGAAACAUUUGCCUAUUUCCAUUGAAAUCUUUGUUAAUGGUAUCUGACAACUGUAGGGGCUCUAUUUAGAUUUUGGGUUGAGUCAUUAUUGCUGUGGUAUGACCGGUGGGAAGGACUAGAAAAUCCUUCCUAUGACUCCUCCCAGUUUGUAACAUAGAUUUUUACAGAGUUUGUUGAAUUAUUAGUAAGGCAGCUCCCUAAAUGCAACUGUAGCUUUUCCUAUUUUGUUUCCUUUUGCAUCAUUUAGGUGUGAGUUCCUUAGUCAGCUUCUGCUUAUAGGAACAAAAAAUAAUGAAAGGUCAUCUGAGUGUGAGUUUGGGUUUUCUUUUUCUUUGUUUUUGGAGAAUGGGGAGAAGUAGGCAAGGGAAAAGGGAAAUUGUGGAAUGGGGAAGGGAAGGGGGGAAAUAAUUAAGUCUAUAAGAUGCAAUGUUAAAACAAGCCACUGAGAUGUAGAUUAGUCAUACAUAGUUAUAGAAACUCCGUUCUCAAUGAAUUCUGGUGGGAUUUGGUUUUCACGUGUCCUUUUCUUUCCUCCCAAGGAUUUUUAAGCGUGUAGAUCCUGAGGUUAAGUAUAUUUGUUCAUUUGGCUCUUAAAGGCAGGUAAAUUCAGAGCAGUUUAUUCUGUAUAUAUCCUGAAGCUUUAUUUUGAAUUAAGAAAUAUAGUUUCUGGGGAAGGGAGGGAGAAAAAAGGAAUUUCAGGAAUUGGUAAAUCAUUUGGUAACCAGCUUUCCUGGGCUAUUGAAGAAGAAUUUAAUUUCGGCGUUUAAAUUUCCAUUUGUUGCAGUCUAAGUCCUUUAGUGACACUCUUAAACAAAUACAAAGAUGCACUACGCACGUGAUAAAUUUUAUUAAGAGUGCCUCAAGCAAAAAAGAAAGUGAACUUGACCACAUGUGAAGAAUGUUAAAAUGUACUGCUGUAUAUAACUGUCCUAUGGUAUUUCAGUUGUAAUUUUGCAUCUGUAACAGCUUUCUCAUCUAUCAGCUGCUUUCAUAUUUCUUGUUUUUUCAAUUAUCUACAUACCUUUAAAUGAAAAUACUGUUUUUAGAUACUAAAGCCAGGCAUUGGCUUCACCAUUUAUCUUUUGGGGAUCCCAUGACUAGUAGUAGAGUGUGGUCUGAUUUCUUCCCGCUAGGACUACCAGUAUUCAGAAAUAUACCCCGUAUUGUAAUUUGUUCCUGACUGUCAGAAGUCAGGCCAUCUGAUUUAUAGAGGAUUCUAAAACGAGUUUUUGCAAAGCUCUAUUUUAUACCUAUAUAUUAUAUGGAGAAACAAAUGUUUUUAUUAAAUGUUUCACUGACCAAAAUAAUUUUAAAGUAAUUAAUGUUACUUAUCUUUCAGGAAAAAAUAAUUGUAGCAGCUGACCUGUAAAAGACUUUAAAAGCUAUUUUAGUAAUUUAAAUAAAUUCACUUUCUUGGUUUGUACUCUG